Indicator indicator is the source of this 3147-nucleotide messenger RNA. Its product is annotated as basic proline-rich protein-like. The record is from RefSeq and is a predicted model, not a curated record. Lineage: Eukaryota; Metazoa; Chordata; Aves; Piciformes; Indicatoridae. Bases 1 to 3147 code for a protein of 1048 amino acids. The transcript is spliced from 4 exons. Gene Ontology annotation, molecular function: DNA binding.
AUGCAGCUGGGGGCGCUCUGCCUCUGCCUGCCGGGCGGCUUUUUCCGCCUGGGAGGUGGCGUCCUCCUCCGCCGCGGGGACUUCAGCGGCCUGGCGAGCUCCUCCAGGCUUGGGGGUUCCGGCCAGGCGGCCGGCCGGCGCCACGGCACGCCCGGACGCCCGGCAAGCACGGCCGCCGCCCGACCGGCCGGAGCCGCCCGCCACGCCCGCCGGCCGGCCGGGACGGCCGACCGCCGCCCGGCGCACCGCAGCCCGCCCGCCGGCCGGCAGCCGCACCGGCACGGCCGGCCAACGCACGACACGCCGGACGGCCAGCCCGCAGGCCCGGCCGGCCGGCACGGCCCGGCCGGGCACGGCCGGCCGCGCGGCAGGCGGCCGGCCGGCCAGGGCCGGCCGGCCGGCGCGGCCGGCCGCGGCCGGCCGGCCGGCCGCCGGCCGGCCGGCCGGCCGGCGGCCGGCCGCCGGCGGCCGGCCGGCCGGCCGGCCGCCGGCCGGCCGCCGCGGCCGCGCGGCCGGCCGGCCCGCGGCCGGCCCCGCCGGCCGCCGGCCGGCCGGCGCGCCGGCCGCCGGCGCCGGCCGGCCGGCCGGCCGGCCGGCCGGCGCGGCCGGCCGCCGGCCGGCCGCCGGCGCGGCCGGCCGGCCGGCGGCCGGCCGGCGCGGCCGGCCGGCCGGCCGGCCGCCGGCGGCCGGCCGGCGCGGCCGCCCGGCCGGCCGGCCGGCCGCCGCGCCGGCCGGCCGGCCGCCCGCCGGCCGGCGGCCGGCCGGCGCGCCGGCCGCCGGCCGCGCCGGCCGCGCCGGCCGCGCCGCCGGCCGGCCGGGCGGCCGGCCGGCCGGCCGGCGGCCGGCCGGCCGGCCGCGGCCGGCCGGCGGCCCGGCCGGCGCCGCGCCGCGCGGCCGGCCCGCGGCCGGCCGCCGGCCGGCCGGCCGCCGCGGCGGCCGCCCGGCCGCCCGCCGGCCGCGCCGCCGGCCGGCCGCGGCCGGCCCGGCGCCGGCCGCCCGCCGGCCGGCGGCGCCCGGCCGGCCCGCGCCGGCCGCGCGGCCGGCGCCGGCGGCGGGCCGCCGCGCCCGGCCGCCGGCGGCCGCCGGCCGGCCCGGCCGCGGCCGGCCGCCGCGGCGCCGGCGGCCCGCGGCCGCCCGGCCCGCGCGCCGGCCGCGGCGCCCGGCCGGCGGCCGGCCGCCGCGCCGGCCGCCCGGCCGGCGCCGGCCCGGCCGGCGGCCCGGCCGCCCGGCCGGCCCGCCCGGCGCCGGCGCGCCCGGCCGCCCGCCGGGCGGCCGGCCGCCGCGGCGGCCCGGCCGCCGGCGCCGGGCCGGCGGCCGCCGGCCGGCCCGGCCGCCGGCCCGGCGCGCCGGCCGCCCGGCCGCCCGGCCCGCCGCCGGCCCGCCGGCCGGCCGCCCGGCCGCGCGGCCCGGCGCCGGCCCCGGCGGCGCCCGGCCGCCCGCGCCCGCGCCGGCCGCGGCGCCGCCGCCGCCCCGCGCCGGCCGCCCGGCCGCGGCGCCGGCGGCCCGCCGGCCGGCGGCCGCCGCCCGGCCGCGCCGGCCGGCCCGGCGCCCGCCCGCGCCGGCCGCGCCGGCCGCCGGCCCGCGGCCGGCGGCCGGCCCGCCGGCCGCCGCGGCCCGGCCGGCGCGGCCCGGCCGCGCCGCCCGCGGCCCGGCCGCCCGCGCGCCGCCCGCCCGGCGCCGCCCGGCCGGCCCGGCCGCCGGCGCGGCCGCCGGCGCGGCGGCCGCCGGCCGCGCCGGCCGCCGCGGCCGCCGCCCGGCCCGCCGGCCGCGCCGGCCGGCCGCCGGCCCCGCGCCGCCGCGCCGCCCGCCGCCGCCCGGCCGCCCGCGGCCGCCCGCGCCGCCGGCCGCCGGCCGCGGCCGGCGCCCGGCCGCCGGCCGCCGGCCGCGCGGCCGCGCCCGCCGCCCGGCCCGCGCCGGCGGCCGCGCCGGCCGGCGCCCGCCGCGGCCCGGCGCCGCGCCGGCGGCCGGCCGCCGGCCGGCCCGCCCGCCGGCCGCGCCGCGGCCGCGCCCCCGGCCGCGCCGCCGGCCCGCCGCGCCCGCGCGCCGCCGGCCGGCCGCCCGCCCGCCGCGGCCGGCCCGCCGGCGCCGGCCCGGCCGCCCGGCGCCGGCGGCGCCGCCGCGGCCGCCGGCCGCGCCGGCGCGGCCCCGCCCGCCGGCCCGGCCGGCCGCGCCGCCGCCCGGCGCGCGCCGGCCGCCGGCCGGCCGCGCCGGCCGCCCCGCCGCCGCGCCGCCGGCGCGCCCGGCCGCCGCGCCGCCCGCCCGGCCGGCCGCGCCCGCCGGCCGGCCGCCCGGCCGCCGGCCGCCGCGCCGGCCGGCCGCGCCGCCGCCGGCGGCCGCGCCGCCCGCGCGGCCGGCCCGGCCGGCCGGCCGGCCGCGCCGGCCGGCCGGCCCGGCCGCCGGCCGCCGCCGCCCGGCCGGCCGGCCCGCGCCGCCGCGCCCGCCGCGCCGCCGCCGGCCCGGCCGCGCCGCCGCGCCGCCGGCCCGCCGCCGCCGGCCCCGCCGCCCGGCCCGCGCCGGCCCGCCGCCGGCCGCCGCCCCGCGCCGGCCGGCCCGGCGCCGCCCGGCCGCGCCGCGCCCGGCCGCGCCGGCCGCGGCGCCGCCGGCGCCGGCCGCCCGCGCCGCGGCCGCGCCCGGCCGGCCGCCCGCGCCGCCGCCGCGCCCGGCCGCCGGCCGGCCGCCGCCCGCGCCCGCCCGCCGGCCGCGGCCGCCGCCCGCCGCGGCCCGCCCGCCCGCGCCGCCGCCGCCGGCCGCCGCCGGCCGCCCGCCCGGCCGCCCGCGCCGCCGCCGCCCGGCCCGCCCGCCCGCCCGCGGCCCGGCGCCGCCGCGGCCCGGCCGGGCGCCGCCGCCGCGCCGCCCGCCGCCCCGGCGCCGGCCGCCCGCCCGCUGCCGGCCUCGCCACGCCCUCCGCCCGGCCCGCCCGGCCGCCCGCCCGCCUCCGGCCGCCCGCCCGGCCGUCCGUCCCGCACCGUCACCGCCCUGUCCGCCCGUGCCCCUGCCCUGCCCUGCCCUCCCUCCCGGUUCCGGCCGCCCUGCCUCCCGCCCGCCAUGCCGCCCGUCCUCCCUGCCUCCCGUCCUCCCGCCCUCCCGGCCUCCCUUCUCUCCCGCCCGCCCGUCCGCCUGCCAACACAGCUCAACUCCACUAAGUAA